AUGCACUUUAGGAACUUCCACUACAGUUUUAGCUCCCUCGUCGCCUGUGUGGGACACAGCGAUGUCUUCAGCCAGGCAGAGACCAGGGCCAAGUUUGAGUCCCUGUUCAGGUCCUAUGAUAGAGACAUCACCUUUCAGUACUUCAAGAGCUUCAAGAGAGUAAGAAUCAACUUCAGCAACCCUCUGUCUGCAGCAGAUGCCAGAAUCCAACUGCACAAGACAGAAUUCCUUGGGAAGGAAAUCAAACUCUACUUUGCUCAGACUUUGCACAUUGGAAGUUCCCACUUGGCACCACCAAACCCAGAUAAACAGUUUUUGAUCUCCCCUCCUGCCUCUCCACCUGUGGAUUGGAAGCAAGUGGAAGAUGCUACUCCAGUUAUUAACUAUGACCUUUUAUAUGCUAUUUCCAAGUUAGGACCAGGAGAGAAGUAUGAGCUCCAUGCUGCCACUGCCACCACCCCCAGUGUUGUGGUCCACGUCUGCGAGAGCGACCAGGAGAACGAUGUGCAGGAGGAGCCCAAGAAGCCCAAACCCAAAAUCAUCCAGACCCGAAGACCAGACUAUGCCCCUUCCCACCUCAGCUGA
Messenger RNA from Acanthisitta chloris (rifleman), 585 nucleotides. It is a transcript of the gene RCAN1, whose product is annotated as regulator of calcineurin 1. The record is from RefSeq and is a predicted model, not a curated record. Gene Ontology annotation, molecular function: nucleic acid binding; calcium-dependent protein serine/threonine phosphatase regulator activity. Gene Ontology annotation, biological process: calcium-mediated signaling. Bases 1 to 585 code for a protein of 194 amino acids. The transcript has 4 exons. NCBI's taxonomy places the organism in Eukaryota, Metazoa, Chordata, Aves, Passeriformes, Acanthisittidae. Gene Ontology annotation, cellular component: nucleus; cytoplasm.